Molecule: messenger RNA, 765 nt
Organism: Arabis nemorensis
Lineage: Eukaryota; Viridiplantae; Streptophyta; Magnoliopsida; Brassicales; Brassicaceae
Source: the annotation of a GenBank genome assembly
AUGACUGAGCAGCUGUACAAGCAAGUUGAUGGGGGAUGGACUGAGGCUGAAUCUGUGCCAAAAAGCUAUGGUGGUACAGGUCUCUUCAAGUGUGAAAAAAUGUUCUCAGCAGCCACAGAAGAGUCAGCAAGUUCAUCAGGCACAGAAACCUCUGAAGGAGAAAAACAGCAGGAGCAGCAAUCAGGCACUACUGAGGAGCAACAUACAUUAUUUGGACAAUUCAAGUUAAGCUUUUCUUCGCCAAAGAUGCAAGGUUAUCCUGUAUUUAAAUGUCUAAGCGGGAUGAGUGAGCCUGUUGUCAGCAAGGGCCAAGAGAUUGCAGAAGAUGUGAUCGAAAGAUGGGAAACCAGUGAUAAUCCGAUUGUUCACAAGAUUCAGGACAUGAAUGAGACGAUAUUUUCAGGAAACAGAUUCUGCAUCAACUUUCAAAGAAAUAUGCCGCCGAGUUCCGGAGAUAUUGAGACCUUGAAGAAGUAUUGCAGCAAGGAAGUGAUUGAACGGUGCACGGUAGAGCGCGCAGCUUUCCAAAGUCAUGGUUCAAGAGACAAAGAUGAUGGAAAAUUCCCCAAUAAUCAUCGUCAGGUUCUAAACGCAACAAAUCCACUGCAUUGGCGACAAGGAUGGCGAAAUCAAAGAAGGAAGCGAGGACACAAUACACACGGUGUACUACGAUUGGGCAAUGCAGCAGAGUUAGGAGAAGAAGCUAUUUAUCCGAUUUGGAAGCUGAGAGAGAUGCAGAGAAUUGGUGUUCAAGCUCUCAUUUGA